Molecule: messenger RNA, 2431 nt
Organism: Paramormyrops kingsleyae
Lineage: Eukaryota; Metazoa; Chordata; Actinopteri; Osteoglossiformes; Mormyridae
Gene: slc2a3b
Product: solute carrier family 2 member 3b
Biological process (GO): response to insulin; dehydroascorbic acid transport
Cellular component (GO): basolateral plasma membrane; plasma membrane; apical plasma membrane
Molecular function (GO): D-glucose transmembrane transporter activity
Source: RefSeq, a predicted model, not a curated record
CUUUAAUGACGAAAAACAAGCAACGAUUUCGCAGAAAACCUAUUUGUGGAUAAUGCGUGAGGUGUGUCGUCACAGCGAUGAAACGUGCAGUUUGCCUUGUACUACCAUCCUAUUUAAAACGGCACAGUAGAGGAUAGCGGAGUGUUUUUCAGAAAGGCUGCUCUGUUUUACUGGAAAUUUACAAAGUAACUGCAGAUCCGCAGAACUGCAAACUGUUUAUUUGCAAAAGCGACAACCUGAUAUAGAAAACUUAAAGGACACCUAAACAGAGUCUAAGCUUGAAGACUUAGGCAAGCACAUCGAUCAUUCAUUGAUACAGCGUAAAGAUGGAUGGAGAGAAGAAGCCAAAGCAGGUGACUGCUUUCUUGUUGUUCUGCGUGGGCACAGCGGUUAUUGGCUCCCUGCAGUUCGGCUACAACACUGGGGUCAUCAAUGCACCCGAGAAGAAAGUGCGAGACUUCUUCAACAGCACAUGGAUAAAGAGGUACAGCCAUCCCAUCAGCUCUGAUGUGGGCACCAUCAUCUGGAGUUUCGCCGUGGCGAUUUUCAGCGUUGGUGGCAUGGUGGGGUCGUUCAGUGUAGGCGCCAUGGUCAACCGUUUUGGGAGGCGAAAGUCCAUGAUGCUGGUGAAUGUGCUGGCCCUGGCAAGUGCGGCUCUGAUGGGCCUUGCCAAGGUUUGCUCCUCCUUUGAAAUGGUGAUAGUGGGACGUCUAGUCAUCGGCCUCUUUUGUGGCUUCUGCACUGGACUCACCCCCAUGUAUCUGGGCGAGGUGGCCCCCACCGCUGUCCGGGGGGCUUUUGGGACACUGCACCAGCUGGGUGUGGUUGUUGGGAUCCUAAUAGCCCAGAUCUUUGGCCUGGAGUCCCUGCUGGGUUCAGAGACCCUUUGGCCCCUGCUGUUGGCCCUGACGGCAUUGCCAGCAGUCCUGCAGUGUCUGCUGCUACCUUUCUGCACAGAGAGCCCACGCUACCUCCUAAUCACCCUCAACCAGGAAGAAGAAGCACGUAAAGUGCUUGUGCGGUUGCGAGGUUGCGAGGACGUGAGUGCCGACAUCCAAGAGAUGAAGGAAGAGAGCAUGAAGUUGGCCAUGGAGAAAAAGGUCACCAUCCCUGAGCUGUUCCGCAGUCACGCCUACAGGCAGCCCAUCAUCAUCGCCAUGAUCUUGCAACUCUCCCAGCAGCUCUCAGGGAUCAACGCGGUCUUCUACUACUCGACAGGUAUUUUUGCAAAUGCAGGUAUACCUGAACCUAUCUACGCCACUAUUGGGGCAGGUGCAGUUAACACAGUGUUCACUGUUGUAUCUCUCUUUCUGGUGGAGAGGGCGGGACGCAGAACUCUGCACCUCCUUGGAUUGGGUGGAAUGGCUGUCUGUGGUCUUAUCAUGGCUGUCUCCCUCCAGCUGGUGGACUCAACACCCCCGAUGAAGUAUGUGGCUAUUGUGGCAGUGUUUGGAUUUGUAGCCAUGUUUGAGAUGGGACCUGGGCCAAUCCCCUGGUUCAUUGUGGCCGAGCUGUUUUCUCAGGGGCCACGACCCGCUGCCAUGGCCGUGUCUGGCUGCUCCAACUGGACGGCCAACUUCAUUGUUGGGCUUACCUUCCCAAAACUGGAGGAGCUGUGUGGAUCCUAUGUCUUCAUCAUCUUUGUGAUCCUCCUCAUAUUCUUCUUCAUCUUCACAUACUUCCGUGUUCCCGAGACCAAGGGGAGAACCUUUGAGGAAAUCGCCUGUGGUUUCUCCAGACCUGAGAACACCGUGUCGAGCCUGCCCCCUGAGAAUGCCACGACCCUGCCGGUAUCACCAACCACUGAGAAGGUUCCCAUGGUGGAGUUUAUUGGGGGAACAUAAGACUACAGACCAGAACAAACAGAUUUAGCAGACAUAAUAUAUGAAUGGUUGAAAAAAGCAUUUGAAUUGUAUCUUUUGGAAAGUAUACAUAACAGGAUUUAAAGAUUAACCACAUAUGGUUCAGGAAGGUAAAAUAACCACUACUACUGUACAGUAUGUGUACUACCUUGAUUAUAAGGUUUAGGAAAUUUAGUUUUUAUGAGCAGAUAUUAAUUUAUUUAUUUUUUAAUUGCUAACUACCAUACCACUGGUAACUGUUUAGGAUACAGUACAUUUUAAUACUGUAUAGUGGAUGUUGUACUAGAGCUACACUUUAAGGAAAUAUGGACCAAUCUACUGCUAUCUGUCAGAGUGCAGUGUGUUCAUCCUCAGAUGAAACUUUUUUACUUAAUACUGGAAAGUGCAUUGCGUGGAGAGAAAGAAUAAAAUAAUGAAUAGGCAAAUUGUGGCAGUAAGCAUAUAACCGUAUAUACACUCACCUAAAGGAUUAUUAGGAACACCAUACUAAUACGGUGUUUGACCCCCUUUCGCCUUCAGAACUGCCUUAAUUCUACGUGGCAUUGAUUCAACAAGGUGCUGAAAGCAUU